AUGUCCUACCAAAUCCUCGGUCGUGCCAUCAAAAACGAGUACCUCGCUUUGGGUACCUUCGCCAGCGCAUUCGGUCUCGCGUUCCUCUCGACUCGUGGUGGUGACAAGCAGGCCCCACCUACAACGGUGCAGCAGGCCAAGGCUGAGGUUCCUAUCAACGCUGGUUCCAAGUACGUAUAUUUCAAUCCGUAUCCGUAUCCACCACAAGCUCUUGGGAUGAGGAGGAAUUAUGGAGAUGGAGGGCUGACGACGGAUUGUAGCAUCAAGAAGUUCCUUGCAGAGGCAGAGAAGGAGGGCGCUGGUGCUUCCCAUUAA
Messenger RNA from Coprinopsis cinerea okayama7#130, 315 nucleotides. RefSeq lists its product as hypothetical. The transcript has 4 exons. Gene Ontology annotation, biological process: proton motive force-driven ATP synthesis. The record is from RefSeq and is a predicted model, not a curated record. The coding region runs from base 1 to 315 and encodes 104 amino acids. Lineage: Eukaryota; Fungi; Basidiomycota; Agaricomycetes; Agaricales; Psathyrellaceae.